AUGGUCUUGAUCAAACCUGCUGCCCUUUAUGCGGGCGUAGCAACCAUCCUUCCCUUCGUCCAUGCAGCAGCCGAUGUAUCUGCCAAAGCCUUCGACCUGAGCGAGGUGACUCUCACCGAUAGUCGUUGGAUGGACAAUCAGAAUCGAACCUUGACCUAUCUUCUUUCCAUUGAUCCCGAUCGUCUACUCUAUGUCUUCCGCGCCAACCAUGGCCUAGACACCAAGGGCGCCCAGAAGAACGGAGGCUGGGAUGCACCAGAUUUUCCCUUCCGCAGUCACAUCCAAGGCCACUUCCUCACAGCCUGGUCGCAAUGUUACGCCACUCUCCGUAAUGAGGAGUGCGGCUCCAGAGCUACCUACUUUGCCAAAGAACUUGGCAAAUGCCAGGCAAACAACGAGAAGGCCGGCUUCACCGAAGGAUAUCUCUCUGGCUUCCCAGAGUCUGAGAUCACUGCUGUUGAAAAGAGGACUCUGAACAAUGGCAACGUCCCUUACUACGCCAUCCACAAGACCCUUGCUGGACUCCUCGAUGUGCAUCGUCUUGUUGGAGAUGAAGAUGCCAAGGAUGUCAUGCUCGCUCUAGCUGGCUGGGUCGACACACGCACCAAGAAGCUGACCUACGAUCAGAUGCAAGCCAUGAUGCAGACCGAGUUUGGCGGCAUGAAUGAAGUCCUGGCUGACAUUGCCUACUAUACUGGAGACAAGAAAUGGCUUGAGGUCGCUCAGCGCUUCGACCACGCUACCAUUUUCGACCCUCUGGAGAAGGGUCAAGACAAGUUGGCAGGUCUGCACGCCAAUACUCAAGUGCCUAAGUGGAUUGGUGCCAUCCGCGAGUACAAAGUCUCUGGUCUUCAGAAGUACCUCGACAUCGGCCGCAACGCCUGGGACUUGACUGUCUACAAGCACACCUACGCCAUCGGUGGCAACAGCCAGGCCGAACACUUUCGAGCACCUGAUGCCAUCGCCGAGUAUCUCGACAACGACACUUGCGAGGCAUGCAACACCUACAACAUGCUGAAGCUGACACGGGAGCUUUGGGUCAUGGAUCCUAGUGACGCCUCGUUCUUUGACUUUUACGAGAAUGCUCUGAUGAAUCAUCUUUUGGGACAGCAGAACCCCGAGGAUCAUCAUGGACACAUCACGUAUUUCACCCCUCUCAACCCCGGCGGUCGUCGAGGUGUUGGUCCUGCCUGGGGUGGUGGUACAUGGAGCACCGACUACGACUCCUUCUGGUGUUGUCAAGGAUCUGGUAUCGAGACCAACACCAAGUUGAUGGACUCGAUUUACUUCCACGAUGACGAAACACUUUAUGUCAACUUGUUUACUCCUUCGCAACUCGACUGGUCUGAUCGCAAGAUUUCUGUCACUCAGAGCACGGAUUUCCCUGAGAGAGAUACCACCACGUUGAAGGUUGGUAGCCAGGGUGAGAACAACGAGUGGACCAUGGCAAUCCGAAUUCCUUCGUGGACCUCCAAAGCUUCAAUCAAGAUAAACGGCAAAGCAGUCGAAGGUGUUGACAUCGAGUCCGGCAAGUACGCCAUCAUCAAGCGCAAGUGGUCUUCUGGUGAUGCCGUCACGGUGACACUCCCGAUGAGCCUGCGUACAAUCGCUGCCAACGACGAUGCGACCACGGCAGCCAUUGCCUUUGGACCUGUUAUUCUAUCGGCAAAUUAUGGUGACUCAAAGCUUGACGCAGUCCCAGAGAUUGAUCUGGGAACUGUGAAGCGACAGGGCAAGGAGGGGUUGAAGUUUGAAGCCACUGCAGAUGGAGAAACCGUUAGCUUGAGCCCGUUUUACGAUGCUCAGGGGUUCAACUACAACGUGUAUUGGAAGGUCAAGGGCGAGUUGUCUUGA
Molecule: messenger RNA, 1854 nt
Organism: Fusarium keratoplasticum
Lineage: Eukaryota; Fungi; Ascomycota; Sordariomycetes; Hypocreales; Nectriaceae
Exons: 1
Coding region: 1-1854 (617 amino acids)
Biological process (GO): carbohydrate metabolic process
Source: RefSeq, a predicted model, not a curated record